Molecule: messenger RNA, 18810 nt
Organism: Anas platyrhynchos (mallard)
Lineage: Eukaryota; Metazoa; Chordata; Aves; Anseriformes; Anatidae
Source: RefSeq, a predicted model, not a curated record
UGCAAGGCGCUGCUUUGCAGAGCGUUUUAGAGAUGUUUUAUUUAAAAGCUUUUUUUCAGUUAAUAUAUGGUGAAGCGCCUAUUGUGUGUGCGUAUCAAUUCCUCAGCGUAUCCUUUUGGGGGGUGGCUUUUGUUAUAUUUUGUCUUACAUGUUCUACUACGUGCAGAGAGAAGGAGCAAGAAAGGGAAGAACAGUUAAUGGAAGACAAGAAAAGGAAGAAAGAGGAUAAGAAAAAGAAGGAAUCUGCUCAGAAGGUCACAGAUCAAAAAACCAAAGUGCCCGAAGUGACGAAACCAAGUUUAAGCCAACCAGUGGCUGCCAGCCCAAUUGGCAACUCUCCAUCGCCACCAGUCAAUGGUGGCAACAAUGCCAAAAGGGUGGCAGUGCCGAACGGACAACCGCCAAGCGCCGCCCGCUACAUGCCUCGGGAGGUGCCGCCGCGAUUCCGUUGCCAGCAGGACCACAAAGUGUUACUGAAACGUGGGCAGCCCCCUCCGCCAUCCUGCAUGCUCCUUGGGGGUGGAGCAGGGCCUCCCCCCCCAACAGCACCAGGAGCAAACCCAAACAACGCACAACCAGUGACAGGAGCACUGCUGCAGAGCGACAGUGGGACUGCAACAGAUUCAACAAUUGGAGGUGCUGCUGCUUCAAAUUAUGCAAAUUCCACUUGGGGUCCUGGAGCCUCCUCCAACAGCGGCACCAACGCCAACCCAACUCACAUCUGGGACAAGGUGAUUGUAGACGGGUCUGACAUGGAAGAGUGGCCUUGUAUUGCCAGCAAAGAUGCUGAGUCUUCUUCCGAAAACACCACCGAUAACAACAGUGCCUCGAACCCUGGCUUGGAGAAGAACGCUCUGCCAGGAAGCACCACUAGUAACAAAGGAAAAGGAAGCCAGUGCCAGUCUGGAAGCGCUGGAAACGAAUGUAAUCUUGGGGCCUGGAAAUCUGAUCCCAAGGCUAAAUCUGUUCAAUCUUCCAACCCUGCUGCCGAGAGUAACAAUGGACUAAGUAAUUGGAGGAACUUGACUGGACAAGAUAGAAUUGGUCCUGGUUCUGGCUUCAGCAACUUUAACCCAAAUAGCAACCCAUCUGCUUGGCCGGCACUGGUUCAGGAGGGCAGUUCUAGGAAAGGGACUUUGGAAUCUGAUAGUGGUAGCUCCAAUGCACAGAUUAGCACAGUAGGUCAGACCUCUAGGGAACAGCAGUCAAAGAUGGAAAAUGCGGGUGUUAACUUUGUCUCUGGCAGAGAACAGGCUCAAAUUCAUAACACUGAUGGACCAAAAAAUGGAAACACUAACUCCUUGAACUUAAGUUCACCAAACCCUAUGGAGAAUAAGGGAAUGCCCUUUGAAAUGGGCUUGGGGAACCCUUCCAGGAGCACUGACACCCCUUCACAAAGCACUGGAGAAAGAAAGACUGGGAGUGUUGGAUCUUGGGGUACAGCUAGGGGGUCUUCUGGAACUGACACAGUCUCUGGACAGAGCAAUUCUGGAAACCAUGGGAACAAUGGAAAGGAUAGGGAGGACUCCUGGAAAGGAGCUUCUGUUCAAAAACCUAAUGGGUCAAGAAGUGAUUCUUGGGAUAACAAUAACCGGUCUACGGGUGGUGGGUCUUGGAACUUUGGCCCUCAGCAUGCAAAUGAAAGCAAAUGGGGUGAAGGGAACAAAUUAACAUCUGGGGUCUCUCAGGGAGAAUGGAAACAGCUGUCUGGGUCUGAUGAACUGAAGAUUGGAGAAUGGAGUGGUCCAAACCAACCAAAUUCUAGCACUGGAGCAUGGGACAAUCAAAAAGGCCACCCUCUUCCUGAAAACCAAGGCAAUUCCCAGGCUCCCUGUUGGGGAAGAUCUUCCAGCUCUGCGGGAAGUGAGGUUGGAGGUCAAAGCACUGGAAGCAACCACAAAGCAGGAAGCAGUGACAGUCACAAUUCUGGACGCCGAUCAUAUAGGCCUACACAUCCCGAUUGCCAGGCAGUCUUGCAGACUUUGCUGAGCAGGACUGAUUUGGACCCCCGAGUGCUUUCAAACACUGGCUGGGGCCAAACUCAAAUUAAGCAAGACACCGUGUGGGAUAUUGAAGAGAUGCCACGGCCCGAGGGGAAGUCUGAUAAAGGAACUGAGGGGUGGGAGAGCUCUGCCACACAGACAAAGAACUCAGGGGGCUGGGGCGAUGUACCCAGCCAAAGCAAUCAAAUCAAGUCUGGAUGGGGUGAGCUCUCGACCCCAACAGAGUGGAAGGAUCCCAAAAAUACUGGAGGAUGGAAUGACUAUAAGAACCCCAAUUCUUCUAAUUGGGGAGGGGGAAGACCGGAAGAAAAAUCGUCGUCUUCUUGGAAUGAAAGCUCGAGUAAGGAUCAGGGGUGGGGUGGACGGCAACCUAAUCAAGGAUGGUCUUCUGGAAAGAACGGUUGGGGAGAGGAAGUUGACCAAACAAAAAACAGCAACUGGGAAAGUGCAGGAAACAAGCCAGUGUCUGGUUGGGGUGAAGGUGGGCAAAAUGAGAUUGGAACUUGGGGUAACGGUGCAAAUACAGGCUCUGCUUCAAAGGGUGGAUGGGAUGAUUGUAAAAGAAAUUCAACAUGGAACGAGACGGGUCGACAGCCCAACUCCUGGAACAAGCAGCAGCAGCAGCACCAGCAGCAACAGCAGGAGACUUCUGGUUCCUGGGGUCCAUCACCACAAACUCCAAGUAAUGGGCGACCUCCAAACCCAAACUGGAACAGCGGACCGCAACCAGCUGCCCCCAAAGACGAGGAGCCUAGUGGCUGGGAAGAACCUUCCCCACAGUCAAUCAGUCGGAAAAUGGAUAUUGAUGAUGGCACUUCGGCAUGGGGAGAUCCUAGCAGUUACAACUACAAGAAUGUGAACCUGUGGGACAAGAACUCGCAAGGAGGACAGGCCCCACGGGAACAGAGCCUGCCUACUCCAAUGACUGGCAAAUCACAAGCAUCAGUCUGGAGCAAAAGCACUCCACCUGCUCCAGAUAAUGGUACGUCCGCCUGGGGUGAGCCAAAUGAAACCAGUCCCGGGUGGGGUGAAGUAGAUGAUACAGGAGCAUCGACUACAGGCUGGGGGAAUGCACCUUCCAACGCCCCGAAUGCCAUGAAAUCUAGAGUCCGUGCAGCUGCUAUGAAGGUUUCAGCUCAACUAAAGUCAUGUUCUAAAUCUAUGCAAGAUGGCUGGGGAGAGAGUGAUGGGCCAGUGACAGGAACGCGUCACUCCAGCUGGGAAGAGGAGGAGGAGGGAGGAGUCUGGAACACAGCAGGCUCUCAGGGAAGCAGUUCCUCCCACAACUCAACAAGCUGGGGGCAAGGAGGAAAGAAAACACAAAUGAAGUGCUCAUUAAAAGGAGGGAAUAGUGAUUCAUGGAUGAACCCUAUAUCCAAACAGUUUUCAAAUAUGGGCUUGCUAAGUCAAACUGAGGACAUUCCAGGCAGUAAGAUGGACUUGUCUGUAGGUGGUCUCCCAGAUAAGAAGUUUGAGGUAGAUAAACGAGCCAUGAAUCUCGGGGAUUUUAACGACAUAAUGAGAAAGGAUCGAUCUGGGUUCCGUCCACCUAAUUCCAAAGACAUGGGAACUACAGAUAGUGGGCCUUAUUUUGAGAAGGGUGGCAAUCAUGGUUUGUUUGGAAACAGCACAGCACAAUCGAGGGGCAUGCACACACCAGUGCAGCCACUAAAUCCUUCCCCCAAUAUCCGGGCGCAAGUGCCUCCCCAAUUUCUUUCUCCCCAGGUUUCGGCCUCCAUGCUCAAGCAGUUCCCCAACAGUGGCUUGAAUCCAGGUCUUUUCAAUAUGGGGCCCCAGCUUUCUCCGCAACAGAUUGCCAUGCUGAGCCAGCUUCCACAGAUUCCUCAGUUUCAAUUAGCAUGUCAGCUCCUCCUUCAGCAGCAGCAGCAGCAGCAGCUGUUACAGAGCCAGAGGAAGUUAUCUCAAGCUGUGCGACAACAGCAGGAGCAACAGAUUGCUCGUAUGGUGAGUGCCCUCCAGCAGCAGCAGCAGAGGCAGCCUGGUAUGAAGCAUUCACCAUCCCACCCUGUUGGGCCUAAGCCGCAUAUAGACAGCAUGGUACCCAAUCCCUUGAAUGUGGGUCUCUCAGAUUUACAGACCAAAGGGCAAAUACCUGGAUACGGUUCAGGCUUCGGCUCAAGUGGCAUGGAUUAUGGCAUGGUGGGAGGGAAAGAAGCUGGAACAGAAUCCCGCUUUAAACAGUGGACUAUGAUGGAAGGGCUGCCCUCUGUGGCUUCUCAAGAUGCCAAUAUGCACAAAAAUGGUGCAAUAGUGCCCCCUGGAAAGGCUCGCGGAGGGUCGCCCUACAACCAGUUUGACAUAAUUCAGGGCGACCCACUAGGUGGCCAUGCAGGCCCUGCUGGUGAUAGUUGGUUACCUGCCAAAUCUCCACCGACGAACAAGAUCGGAAGCAAAUCCAGCAACGCCAGCUGGCCUCCAGAGUUCCAACCAGGAGUGCCAUGGAAAGGUAUACAAAACAUUGACCCUGAAUCGGACCCCUAUGUGACCCCUGGAAGUGUGCUGGGGGGGACAGCCACAUCUCCCAUUGUAGAUACUGACCACCAACUUCUGCGGGACAACACCACAGCAAAAUUCAGUGAUUACAAAUCAACAUGGUCCCCAGAUCCCAUAGGACACAAUCCCACUCAUCUCUCCAACAAGAUGUGGAAAAACCAUAUUUCCUCAAGGAACACUACAGGGCUGCCCCGCCCGCCUCCUGGCCUGACCAACCCCAAACCAUCAUCUCCAUGGAACAGCACAGCACCCCGAUCGGUCAGGGGCUGGGGGGCACAGGACUCAAGGCUUGCCUCUGGUGAGAAGAAUCAUCUGAUAGCACCAUUGAUCAGACCUGAGGAGUGUACGUUUUACAGCACUAAUGGUUUGGAGGAAAGAAAGUUGCAGUUGCCUGCAUCUACUUGGAGUGAUGGUAGCUCAGUUCGUCCUAGUUACUGGCUGGUUCUUCACAAUCUCACUCCACAGAUCGAUGGGUCAACCUUGAGGACGAUCUGCAUGCAGCACGGCCCACUGCUGACAUUCCAUCUGAACCUGACCCAGGGCACCGCCCUCAUCCGAUACAACACCAAACAGGAGGCGGCCAAGGCCCAGACUGCACUGCACAUGUGUGUGUUGGGAAACACUACCAUCCUGGCUGAGUUUGCCACAGACGAAGAGGUUAGUCGCUUUCUGGCACAAGCUCAGCCCCCUACACCUGCAGCAACCCCAAGUGCACCCACGGCAGGCUGGCAAUCCCUGGAGACGGGACAGAACCAGACAGAUCCAGUUGGACCUGCUUUGAAUCUCUUUGGUGGGUCAACAGGGCUUGGGCAGUGGAGCAGUGGUGGCGGCGGCGGCAGCAGUGGGGGCGAUCUCACUGGCGCUUCAUUGUGGGGGCCCCCAAACUAUUCUUCAAGCUUGUGGGGGGUCCCGAGCGUAGAGGAUCCACACAGAAUGGGCAGCCCUGCUCCCUUACUACCUGGAGACCUUCUGGGAGGAGGGUCGGAUUCAAUCUGAACUUAGAACUUUCAACUCUGACCUCGUGACCUUUUUUGGAACAGCAGCAGCACUAACUUGACCUUUUCGUUUUUUUCAACUUGCAAUAAAUACAUUUAUAAAAGGAAAAAAGAAAACGGAGAGAGAAAAAAAGGUGGGUCAUUGACAGACUGUCUGAGCACAUAGUUGCCUCCCUUAUAUAACUUCAGUUUUUUCGUUUGGAAUAUGAAUCCAAAAAGAGAACAUAUCACUCUUGAAAUACUUGAAUCAUGAACGCCAACUUAGAAAGACAAUGUGAAGCAAGUACACAUACCAUUUAAAUCUAAACACAAAAAAUUAAAAAAAUUAGUUUCUAGUUUUUCACUUUUUCAUGUUAUACGGAAGUUGUUGCUAAGAAACAUAUAUACUGAAAAAAUAGCUUUUUAACUUUGUUUGCACUGGGUGUGUUUCCGUCCUUAGGUCUACCAUGUUGGGUUGGGGCAGGGGUGGGAUUCAAAAGAAAAAACGGGGUGGGGGGGGAGGGGAAGACUUGACGGAGCCUCACUUUAAAAACAAAAAAACAAAAUAAUAAUUAAAAAAUAAAAAAAAUGAAAAAAAUCAACAAAAAAAAACAAAACAGAAAACAAAACAAAAAAACCAACACUUUGUGAUUGGCUGGUUGAUAAGUACCAGUGUGUUCUGGCACAUGUAACUGCCCACGUGUGCUUGUUUCUGUGUGAGUGCGUGUGCACAUGUUCGUGUGUGUGCAUUUUUUCUCUAUAUAUAUAAUCUUGAAACGCUGCAUUGCUGAUGGUCUACGGGCUGGCUGGCCAUCUGCGUGUCUUGCUUCAGAAAACAAGACAAGCACGGUGGAGUCCCUGUGGCUGAAGCAGAAUCCAGUUGGGCUGGAUUAAAAUUUGUCAGUAGGUUUUUUUAAAUUCAUUUUAGCAGGGUGCUAUCAAAAGUUUGCAGAUCAUACUGAGUGGGUAGUCGCUUCCUAGCCCUUGUUCUAACCCUGUGGUAGAGCGGAACACUGCCAUAUCCAAAGGAUUUGGUGAGAGGGGAGCCAAUGUUGUCUUUUGAGUAGCAGUGUAUUUAUUUAUUUAUGUCUGCAUGUGGGGUUUUUGUACUGAGUGAACCCUAGAAUGUUUGUUAUAUAAUGCAAGCCAUUUUUUUUUCUUCAGAAGAGGGGAGGAAAGAAGUCAUUGCCAUUUUUUGUGUGACAAAGACGAAUGUUCUUAUUCAGUCUCUUGCAAGCUUCAGUACCUUGAAAAAAAAAAAAGACGAGCGUUUGUUUUUCUCCCCUGAAUGCAUAGACAAGCACCCACAUUCAUUCGCAAAGAAUCCAUCAAAACCCUGAAAGUCCAGCCCAACCAAAUUAGCCUUUUAACUGAUUCACUGCUUGUAUUAACACUGACAAAAACGAAAUCGUGUCAGCAAAUCGCUGGCCGGCCUGCCUCAUCUCCUGAAAGCACAUGCAGCUAACUCCUUUCUGCGUCUUCACGGUGAGCGUUACCUGUGCCAGGCCUUGGUGUAUUACAACGCCAGACCAUCACUGACAGAAACGUUUACUUACGAAUGUUCUUAAACCAGUGUGUACUUCAAACGUUUCCUUUUGUUUCUCUGUGUUGUGUUUUUUCCUGUGUACGUGGUUUUGCUUAGGGAGGUAUAUAACUAGCAAAGACUUUUUUUUUUUUUUUAAAGUAUUGCACCUUUUUGUUUUUUUUUGUUUUUACUUUUUCUGUACUGUUGCUUUUUAAUUUCUGUAUUUAAGGAAAGGUUUGGGUUUUUUUUUUGUGUUAGCAUCAGUGUAAGUAGUACUCUGGGCAGGAUAGGGGUAACCUAUGUAAUCCACAGUGAUAGCCAGUGUGUGCGUGCAUGUGUGCGCCGGGAACAAAACUUCCAAGACUGCUUGUUGGGAGGCGAGUUGCAGCAGCCUUGAAGAGCAUCCCUUUACACGAAGCCAGAAGUCUUUAGGAGGGGGGACUGGGAAAAAAGGGAAGAGAGAUGCCGGUACUUUUUCCGUAAGCGCUAGCAGUCCCGCGCGGCGUUGUCUAGCUGUCAUACUGUGUAACGAAGUGCCGACGUUGAGUACCAGCAGAUACCUGUCCAUUCCAACCCUCAGCGGGAGCAGUUCUCCGUUUUCAUUGCCUGUCCGGGGGGGGGAGGAUAGGGGAGCCUCUUUCUUCAGCGUUUCAUUGAAGGAUACAACAGUGUCUAAUAUAUUUAACUCUUCAGCUGGGUGGGGAGAAGCGAAGGCAGGUGGGGGUGAGGUAGGGGUGUGUGUGUGCGUGCGUGUGCCUGUGCUGGGGCGGGGGGAAGGCCUAGGGAGUUCCGUGGCUUUUUUUUGAAUUCGCCCUCUCUGUGUAAACCCAAUGUCACGAGGAAGGCUGACUGAGGGAAAUGCUGCAUUCACACAUGCCUGUAGAUUCGUGUGCAAAGUGUUACGUGACAAAAAAAAAGUAUGAGUAGGUUCGUAUUCACUUAGUCAACUGGAGCGUGCAGCAUACUCCGGCCCCGUUUGGAUAUACUUUCCUAUCACGUCUCCUCCUUCAUCCCAGUGUGCACAAAGCAGCAAAAACCUUCUCUUCCAGCUCCCGCUAGCUCGCUGCCCCUCGCCUGCACGCAUCCGCAAAGCUUCGCUUCCGAUAGCCUCCGCUUGAAGCCCAGAGCAGGUGUCGAGCAGCCCAGUGCCAGCAGCACUUCCUAGCGAAGCGCCGUGGGCCCGAGGUGAGCAAGUGCCCGUCCUCGCCCGCGGUUUGCUCUCCGUGCUGGCUCAUCGCUGUGCUCCACCCUCACUUCUCUCUCCCGGCCUGCCCUAAGGUCCCUUUUCCUGCACUUUGGGUUAGUUGAGUUCCUCGCGAUAACUACGGUGAAAGCCGGGUGCUAGAGCCCCUCUUGUUUACAAGACGUAAUGAGGGAUUUGAAAUAUUUAAAAAAAAAAAGAAAAAAAAAGAAAAAAAAAAAGCUAAAUUGUUCUUCCAUUCUAAGUUUAAAGGGAAAAAAAAAUUAAAACGUACAAAAAAAAAAAAGACCAAAAAGUGCAUAUAUAUAUUUUAGAUGAAGACUAACUCUGGGAGCAUUUAACAGUGUUUUUGUUUUUAUUUUAACAUUUUAUUUUCCUGCUUUAAAUUUGCAAGCAUUCUCAGGAAUUCUAGGGUAGGAAGCCAGUUUUUUGAAGAUGGUUUAUUUAACCUUAUCCUAGAUAGAUGGCUGUUUCUUGUUGAUAAACUUUUACAAGUUCCUGAAUCUUCAAAAUGUUUGAAAGUUUUUACUUUAAAAUAAAAAUGCUAAAAAAAAAAUUAAUAAAAAGAAAAAGUAAAAAAAAAAAAAAAAAAAGGUAAAAAAUAUCUCCAAAUGUUACUGUCAAGCGGGGGAUCAAGGAUUUGAGAGACUGUCUGAGUUCAAGUAACGUCAAAACUUCUCAAGAUCAGCAACAGCAAGCCGUUGUGGUCUGACGGUGGGGGAGAAGGAGGGUUCCCGUCCGCAGGGCCGUGUCGCUCACGCGGACGCACGCAGUUGCAUGGAGAAGAGAAGUGCGUGAAUGGAAAUCUUAUCGCUUUGUUCCCUUUCGAUUGAAACUAAACUAUUCUUCCAAGCACCUUUUUCAAAGCGAAACUGUAAGCCGAGCAGAAGAUGCAGUGUAGUGUAGCCGAAAGAGUCCUUGGUCAGGGGCGGCAGCAGGAAAUAACACGAUGGUGCUUCUUUAAACCACUUGUGAGUAGUGCUAAAGAAAACCAGUGCUGACAGAAAACCCAGGAAUGAAGUAGUUGGAGCCUGCCUGUACAGCAAAGGCAGGCGAUGCGGGAAAACUCCAGUGAAACAUCCCGUAGAAAUCGAUUCCCCGUUUUCAGCUCUUCGCUCAGUUUUAUUGCCCACUUGGAGAUUUGCUGCUUGCUUUUCUUCACCCCCAGCCCGCCCCCCUGCCCCGAUCUUUCUGGUUAGUUUUCCAGGAGGGGAAAAGCUGUUAAACCUCCUGCCUUCCUUCCCCCUGUUGCUGCUGGCUGUCAGGGCGUUCGGUCUUGAUCCUGAGAGCCCGGUGCUGGGCCGGCUGCCUUCUGGCCCCCAGCCCCGAGGCUCGGGGGCUCUCGCUCCGCCUGAUGUGGCCAGGCUGGAACCACAAAAACCGCGCUAGUGCCUUUUUCCACGCACCCGCAUGCCCUACGGUAGGGGAAAGGGAGGGAAGGCGAGGCAGUGUAGAGUUGCUUAAUGGAAAUGUACCCGCUUUUAAAGGAAAAAAAAAAAAAAAGAAGAAAAAAAAAAAGCAUGCUGCGUAAGCAGGUCGUGCGCCGAGUUACGUAACAGUAGUUAGGAUUACUGUUUAAAAAAAAAAGUCAGAUGCCAAAUUUCUGUCCUCUCCGUAUCAGUUGCCCAGUGGUUUCGUGUCGUGCUCUGUGUGCAUAUGAGUGUAGACGUCUGUGUCGAUUCCAACGCAUCAACUAAUCUGGAGGAAAAAAAAAAUAAAUGUAUGGCAGGCCAGUAGAGGGGCGUUCAUUUGGGAGUUGAAGAUUAUUUUUAGUUUUAUUUUGUGAUUUUUAAGGAGAGCAAAUGAGCUUUUUUUUAAUUUUUUUUUAGCCAGAGGCUGUGUUUUCAUCAAACCGGCGGUGUCCUAAAAAAGCAGAAAUGUAGGAUUUUGUCAAAAAGAGCCCAGGAGCUUGGCAGUCACUUGGAAGUGAAUUGGGACUGCUGAGGGGUUGCAGCCUGGAGCCUCGGUCACCUGCUGGGUCCAAACCCACUGCCAUGCAGCACUCUGCUCCUCCGUGCCCUAAAGGCACAGGCGUGCAAAUGAUGGUGACCAUCUCCCCAGUGAUAGUUUUCCUGAAUUGUUACAGCAAAGCCACAUUAAUCUUACUGCUUUCCAGCUACAGGUGACAGUUCUGUUCCUCUCCGAAUUACGUGUAGCUAACAGUGCUCAGUCCUGGCAUCCCUAACCUCGGCCAAGGAUUUCUGAGCACCCUGCUAACCAGACUUAGUAUUUUUUUAAUUUUCUGAAGCUACAGAGAACACUAUCAUUCUGUUCCUGGUGUUGGUUCUCAAGAUUAUACCGUUUAGAUAUACCUUGCAGUUUUUUUCAGAUUCCCUGCUUGUUUUGUUUUGUUUUGAAUCCUUCAGUGCUCCAUCUUAGCAGUCUUUUAAACAAGGACCCAUUUGGCACCGGCCUCCUGGCUCACCCCCCAGCCUGCAGCAGUGCAUCAAGCUGGGGCUUUUUUUAACAGGCUUGACGUUUCCUCACUCCGUUUGACAAUUUCAUUUUAGCCAUGAUAACAAAGCCUAGCAAGCAAAAAACAUUCAUGUAAAGAGGAGUGGGUGCAGCUCAGCAACCUGUGUUGAGACCUCGGACACUUAUUUUGGAAAGCAGGUUUAGUAUGCACGUCGGAAGACUUGCCAGCUUUUUCCAAUGUUUUUGUACUUCCCUGGACACUUGGCCAGCAGUCUUGAGAGUGUUUUUUUUUUGUUGUUGUUGCUGUUUUUUCCCAAUCGCAGGCUGUCAGGGUUUUCUUACAAGUUUUUUAUUUUGCUUCAGGUUAAGUGGUGUGCGUAGUGAGCAAGAAUAUUAAACCAAGUGUGUUUUUCCUUUGCGAUAUAAACAAGAUGUUUUCAACAAACUGGCUGGGAUAACCACCUCAAAGAUGAAAUAACAACGGAACCUUUAUAUUAAGUUGUCUCUUUUUUUUUUUUUUUAACCUACCAUUAACUUCUAAACAUUUAGUCUUUUGAACUUUUUCCCUCAUCUUUCCCUUCCUAAAAAUGCUGCCACAUCUUCCACUGUUUGUCUUGAUAGUGCACCCAAGUAGUACUGUAGGGGGGUUGUUUUGUCGCUUCGUUCUUUAAUUAUGUUUACCUUUAAGGCUUCUGAAUUUGUUCAUGCGUAUGCUUUUCCUUUUGACUUUAGGAGGAGUACUGUAGGUGUUUUCUGAGAUACCCAAUUUCGGUCAAGUCUAGUCUGGGAAACUGGGAGUGAUCCUCAUGUAAAUGAGUCCCACUGACCUGAAACCAGCGUGUGCUGCUCAAGGAAGGGCUCUUUGUGCAAGUAAACCUUAGCUGGACCGGGGUCCAGGUAGCAGCUGAGGACCUGUUACAUUUCCAAAGCAGCAAAGGGAUCAGUGUUGUAUAUCUCGCCUUCACUGUAGCUCCUGUGACCUUACCAUCCAGGUUGCUCAAGUGGAUUGAAGAGCUGGUUUUGUGGCAGAUGGUUAGCAUCUCAGGGUAUGGGUCCUGAUGGAGUAGAAGGUGAUUUUUCUUCUCUCUGAAGAGGAGAGGUUCUCCAGGAACCCCCUGGUUCCCCCCAGGAGCAGCUUUCUUAUCUGUAAGUGUGUGCGUGUAUUUGUGGGCAGGAAAGUAAUCCCGAGAAAGCUCAGUUGAAAUGAAUUCAGAAAAAAAAAAAAAAAAGCUGUUGAAAUGCAACUUUGGUCCUGAAUCUGAAACAACAUAUGCAGAAUCUGUUGCUGUGACUAAAUUGAUUUUUUUGCACAAAAUACCAUUUCAGUUUUGUACCGUUUAUCUGCUACAGUUUUGCAGUGUCACAAACCUUAUUGCCUGAUGCUGUUAGAUCAUAUCAGUCAUUCCUGCUGUGAUCAAAACGCAGAUGUCUGAAGUCCAAAUCCUCUUCCUUUCCCUUCACCUCCCUUACGAGGCUUCUCAGUGCGGCAGAAGGGUGUUAGCAGUAAUGGGGGAAAACGUCUAAAGCUUCCCUGCUGUGCUGAAUUCACAUCCCAACCUAAAAUGCAAGCCCUGAACGAUGCUGGAGUGGAGCUGUUGGUUGGCCUAGACGGCAGGAGCCUAACUGGAGAUCUUUAGCAGUCCUGCUAGUUCGUGUCCCUCACGAUGUUUGCCCCGAGUGUCCUGUCCCCGUAAAUACCAGUGUUGAUGAAUUUUACCAAAGUUCCCCCGCGGUAGGUGAUAGGAAACAGCCAGGUCCAUCCCGUAGUGACUCUCCAAGCAGAGCUUUGUCUCCAGUAGGAGCCCAGGGUCCGUCUGUCUGCACUGCUGUGAAAACUGAGUCAGGGUCCUGUUAAAAUAGAGCUCUCCGUUUCGUGGUGUGCGUGGAACUUUAAACCUUGUGCUGCAGUGACUAGAGCUUCUAAUCCUUCUGUGAAAAGUGAGUUAAGGUUUCAUCUAUGAUACAAAAAAAAGCUCCUGAGGGUGUGGAGCCUGUUGUUAAAACUCGUCAGGCCCAGCUUCACCCGUGGCACGCAGCAGCCGACAUCCCUCCGCUUCCACGGUUUGCGUGCGCGUUUUCAUUGAGCUAUGCAGGAAACUUUCUCUCCAAAAAUCCCCCGGGAUCCUGCGCUACGUGAGCAAGCUCCUCACGAAUCAAGUGCCCUCUGUAAAGAGCCGUUUCCACCCCGUGUGUGCGUGUGGCAGUCGGGACUGGCGACAUUCAGCAGCGUUAGGGCUCCUGGUAACUCGAGAGGGUUUUUGUGACUUGACUCCGACAGCCCUUCCGUACCUGAACACAGAGCACUCCAGGGAAGGGUUGGAGAGGGAUAAACGCGUUGUGCCAGCCAGCAUGAAGUAUUUUUGCAGCAAGCACUCUUGACUGUGGUGGACAGAGGGGAAGGGAAGAGAUGGGAGAAGUUUGCCUGGGUGUGCAGUACGAGGAGGCGGUGCAUGGCGAGAAACAUUUCCUUGAGCACAAAGCCUCACCUUGGGUGUCAGCGUGCGCUGUCGCGUUCACAGAACUCAUUUCUUCAAGUUUUUAAUCUGUUUUUGUUUGUUUGUUUUCUUAAACUGAGACAAAGUGGAAGCUUCAGUCAGAGCAGGUUGCACAGCUUGCUAGGAUAGCUAUUUUAUGACAUGGUUAUGAUAUUACGUGCUUGCUUUCCCCUCCCUCUCCCUGCCAGAUGCGGCUCACCCUUUCUAUAGAAGGCGUCAAGUGUGGGUUUUUUUGUUUUGUUCUGGGGAUGCGUGGAGAAAGAAGCAAAAUGAAGUGAAAAAUGCAAGCCAAGGUAGAACAGCCUUACUUUAGGGGGGUAGCCUUACAACAGAGCUUUAUAGUGAGUGUGCUGUAUUCCAAAAUAUGUAAGCCAAAAACAAAAAAAAGCAUUCAUUUAUGCAAAAAAAAAAUAAUUAAAAAGAGGUGUUGGAAGACUUCUUUAAUAUGUACCUUCUAAAGGUAGCGUAAGGUCUCACCAAGUGAUACGUUAUUGUGAUACUUCUUGCUGGGUCAGUAGGGACGGGUCGGGGUAUAAGCGCUUAAUGUUUUCCUCCUUCUGUGUUUUUACAAGCAGUAAGUUAAAUGUGGUAUUUAUGAAUGUGCCUUUGUGAGUAUAGUGACUAAUUGAGGAGACCGCUUGGGCUGGAGGGGAGACAAUGGUCAAUUUAUUCUUUCAAGAGGUCAGACGUUGAGAUUCCAGCCCACUGGUCCCUUUUUUUUUUUGGCAAGCAGCAUCCUUGGGCUGGUCUCUACACUGCACAAUACGUAUUCAUCUGUGGUAGAGAUCGGGGUGGGGGGCGAGGAGGGAGGCGGUGUGAUGCACAGAAGCUGUUGGUAGUUUUAGGCUAGGCUGCCGUUGCAGGUUGAGUUUGUCCAUGUACUACGUGGCUUCUCUUUACGUUGGUGUGCAUGAGUGUGAGUGCGUGUGGCUUUAUUUUUUUUGUAAGCACUGGAGAAUUGAAACACAGUGAUGUUUGAGACAAAUUUAUACAUGUAGACAAGAUGACGUUUUGUAGCUUCUGUUAAAUAGUGGGUGCAGGCACACUUUUACCCUCUGUCCGUGUCCUGAUAAGAGAAACAGGAGAAUUUAUUUUUUUCAACCCUUCAACUUCCAGCACACUUAAUGUUGCCAUUUAAAUGAACAGGGUAUUACACAAGAAGAAAAAAGAGUUUUUGAAAUGGUGAGGUAGAAGUGUUUAAAAGGAGAAAAAAAGAAAUCUGAAGUAAUUUUUUGUUUCUUCGAAGCUGUUUGUAGCUAAACAUGGGAAUCUGCAGUGUCUCCUUCCAUUUGUUUUUUUUUUCUAAUAAUUCACCUCUUCGUCCCACCCAAACCGAGGUGUACGAGAUCAAGAGCUGUUGCUGUAGCCCCUCGCAAUUCCCACCCUGAAAAGCAACUCCAGUGGGAUCCCUCAGCUCUAUUCAGGAAGACAAAGAGAGGAGAGACUCUGCAGUUUUCUUUGCUUCGCUCUCAUUCCUCUCUAAUGGCCUUGAAAUGUAUUAUUAUGCAAAUGUGAAUUUUGAUACUGAACUUAAGAAGAGGUUGUUUGUUCUUUUUUCAAAAAAAAAAAAAAAAAAAGGUCCCAUAUGUGGUCAGCAUUGCUUCUUUAUUUUGUAAGUGAAUUGUAAACUAUGCAUUCUGCAAAGGGGGCGUAGGGGACGAAGAUAGCUUUGCUAAACUGUUCAGGAGUUUCUGUGUCCAUGGUAGAUCCGUUACCAUUUGGGGGUGGUGAAGUGAUAACUUGGAAAUAGACAGGAGUUCCCAAGAACUUCUCUUGGUUCAGAAUUCGGCCCCUGGGCAGAGAUUUGGGGAAACGAAGGUCGACUACAAAAGCAAAUGGGCUCCAAAGCUGCUGCAGGAUGGCGAAUUGUAGCCAUGCAGUGUUAACCCAGGGCCAGGAGGGUGACUGGGACACCAGCUCUCCCUGGGGAGCGAUCCGCCGCCGCCUCCUGCGUUCUGGCCCCGGUCAAGCUCAGGAAAACACGGUGCCGUAGGCACUGGCUUCUUUGGAUUUACUACUCGCUUUCCAUUACAACAGUCUUGCACUCUCCCAGGAGAAUUGGGACGCGGCCGGGCCUUCCGUCUACACCCUCUUUUCCCUAAAAUCCUCGUUGCUGCUGUUCCUGGCACAGCUAUGGACAGGACGGUGGAGGUGGUCCUGGUGGUGCUGAUCCAGGCACGACCGCGAGGGUUGCGUUUUUCAACAUCGGCAGCGCGUGCAAUUUUGGGGAACGUAGACUAAUGUGUAGACAAGGCUCUGUUGAAAGAAAGAUCAUCUUUUUAUCCACUGAGUGGUUGGUAGCAUAAUGGGCAAAAAAGGAUUCACUUCCUCACAUCUCCAAAACGCAGCCAUUGUGUGAAUUUCAUGCGUUCCUUGAAGCUCGCUGAGCUUCCAGGAGCGAUCUCCUCAGAAAAGCGUAGAUCUCGCUGCCCUCUUCAUCAUCUUCCUAGGGACCCUUUGUUGACUUGACUUUUUCCUUCGUCCAUGGCGUACCAUGGUACCUGCAUUAUCCUCGGCAUUAUCUUAGACGUAAUACCAUAAACCGAGAGGUUAUCCUGCCUGUAUUCAGUGUUUUCAUGCAGCAAUUUUAUUUGUGUUGACGUUCACAGUACUGUAAUAAGUAAGAGACUUGAUGAUCGCUCUCGCAUCUGCGCCUGCCUUGCAGAUGUGAUCUUAUCAGGGUUCCACUCUGUCAGAUUGCCUUCAACAACAACAAAAAGUUUUAAAAAAAAGGAAAAAAAAAAAUCUGAAGUUUCAACUCACAAAAAUACCUCGUGGUACAUUUCCCCUUCUGACGUAACCAUUUAAAUCUUAACAUCUUCUUCUAAACUUUAUAGGUUUUCAUUUCCAUCUGUUGUCUCCUUUCUAAAAAGAUGCUUGGAGUAGUGGUUUUGAGCACAGGACCAGAAGCCUGGAACUCCUGACUUUGAACAUUGGCCCUUAUUCUUCCCUCUUUGGCCUUGGGCAAGUCAUUGAACUUCUUUGCCUUUGUUUUUUCAUUUGGAAAACAGGGGUGUUAAUAAUACCUACCUACCUCACAGGGGUUUUGUGAGGAUCAAGUAGUACAUGUUUGUAAAGUGCUUUAAAGACUAAAAGCAUGAUAGAAGUAUUAAGAGUUCUUACAGCAAGGUAGCUCAGUUCUUUUUACAUUGUUUGCUUGUGUGGAGGGAGAGAACCCACGACAUUUUCUGUGAUGAAGCCAUUAGACACUCAGACCCUAUGUGACAGAAGCUGAUGGAGAUUGUUACUCACGCUCCUCCUGUCUUUGUGCCAGUUUCCUCCUCCCGCUCUUCCUCGUGUCGUUACACCAGUUUUGCUCCAGGUCACACGUCUCUGGUCAUACUUCUGGAGAAACUUUUGAACUUGAAGUACUUCGAGCUUGCUGCUUCUUUCACCAGAUCUCCACGUUGGAAUCCGUUCGUGUGCUUCUCCCUGCCUUCAAACAGAGUUUUUGCAAUUUGCCAUCCUCCACCGGGCGCAUCUCCUCCUGCCGCCACGAAGGGGAGGCGGUGGCCUGGGGCUGCAGUACGAAGAGCCGUGCCGCUCCAGCAGCGAAGGGCACAGCAGCUUCCCGUGUCCUUCCCUCAGCUAACUUCUCACUGACACUUAAGUACAGCAUCUCUUUUUGCUCCACGGCAGAAGCCAUCAGCUGCCAGCAAGACGUAGGAAUAGGGAGCGACUGGUCGCUGCUGCCCCGCGCCCUUCCAGCCUCCCGCAGCCUCUCCGGGAGCGUGGUGAGGAAGGGACCGAACCCGGCGGCUGUUGGGGAGCCUCUGCUGCUUCCUCCCCUCUCCAGCCCCGUGGUUGCCCUGUCUUCUUUAUGGAUGUGCAUCUCAGGGCUGUGCAUUUGAGCCCUCAUGCCUUUGGGCGUUGGGCCUUUGAAACAUCAAGGGUUUCCGUGUCCGAAACCUCCCCGACGCUUCCCGGUCCUUUGUCCUGCGCUGCUCCCUGUGGCCUCAGGAACAUCCCUGUUGCCAGAUGCCACCCGCUCCAUCUCUGCUCGUACUUGGGACGAAACACGCAGCGGUCCUGCAGAGAAGGCAGCCGGAGCGAUGCGGGUGCACCCGUGGGGUUUACACACGCGGCAUCUUGCGUUUCUGUCGCGGCCUGCGGGGCACGCGCGGAGGAUCUGAGGCGCGAAGCUGCUUCUUUCUCGUUCAGAAAACCGAACAAACGGCAGCACGGCUGCUGAUGGCAACUCUGUAAUGUUUACUCUGGAAGAAAUGUUAGGUAUUUUCCCCCAAAGAACCAAAAAUUUUUAAAAAAUAUAUAUUAAAUGAAAGUAACCAAAUGUAAACGUCCUGGAGGGAGGGAAGGGGAGGAGGAGAAGCAGUGAUGGGGGAGCACUCUGGUCUAUCCUGAUCUCCGCCACUUGGCUGGAGAUGCGAAAUGCUGCUCUGAGUUCCACAAACAUAAGGGAUUAUGUUUACAAAGGUAAAUGCCUUCUACCUGUUCAGGAAACUGGCUCACGGUGGGCAUCAGACGUCUGGCGAGCUUCUCCUCGUUGCCAGCGGGCAAUGGGAGAAGGUUUGUGUCUGGAAGAGGAAUGGAGAAAUAGGUUAAUUUCAUCUAAUCUUCGUAGUAAAGCAGUGCCACUUCCUCUCUUCUUCUUCAAAAAAAAAAGACAAAAAAAAAAAAACGAAGGGAGGAGGUUGCAGAACAAGAAACUCGGUGAUGUCCAAACUGGCUGGAUUAGAAAAGGCAGCUUUUCUACUUUGCACAUAACUAGGUAACAGGAAGGUACAGCUCAAGUCCUCUUGCCUGAAACACUGUCCCCCAGAAGCAGACAUUGUAAUAAUAAAACUAGUGGCUGUGUAUAUUGAUGCUCUUCGCAAGUUACCUAUAAGUGUUUGUUUUUUUUUUUUUGAUUUAUUUUUUUUUUCUUAUACUUGAAAUAGCUUCCUUUUAACUAAACUCUCACCGGAGCUCUGGUUUCUCCCCUCCUUCUCCAGCGUGCAGUAAAGCAAACAGACACAGGACAAACGGGGAGGACAUAGAGGAGAUGCCGCAGUGUCUUGCAUAUAGCCAGGGUUCGUCUUAAUUUCCAUCCCGUAAGCUCUCAGCUCUUUGAAUUUCCUUUCCCGAGGGUUUUCCAUGGACACAGAAACUCAGCACUUUACAAGGUGCUCUCGUAUGGCUGGCUGCCCCCCCCCCUUCUCCUCCUUUUCUAUAUUUUUAUUUUACUUUUAGUAUAGUGGUACUUAAAAUCACUGGUUCACUUAAAAAGAAAAAGAAAAAAAAAAAAAAAACAACCAACAAUAAAAUGUUUAAACUCUACUAAUGUACAAAUAAGCUGAAAUGUUGCAUUUUAUGUGUAUUUUUGCCAUAGCAGGUACUGUAUUUCUCAUGCUGGAUUUAGAAAAAAAAAAAAAAAAAAAGAAAAAAAAGAGAAAAAAAAUGAAAAAAUGAAAAAACAAACAAAAAGGGUGAUGUUUUAUUGGAGUGUGACAAGAGUAAUAAGGAAUUAAGUCGUCGUCAUUUCAUUGAAACUGAGAGAUGGUGUAAUACAUAUAUAAGUUUUCUGAAGGUUUUUUUUUGGGCUUUUAAACAGCUUUUUUUUUUCGUUUUUAUUUUAUUUUUAUUUUUUUUUGAAAGAUAUGAUUGUAUUAUGUGCAACUCAGUUGCUUACAUUAUAACUACAAAAUAUUUUUGGGUUCCUGGAAAAAAAAGAAAAAAAAAAAAA